AUGUCUACCCAAACAUCCAAGUCCAUUUUUCUGUCCGCUCAGGGCAAGCUCCUCGUCCAGCCAGUGACAGACAGUUACACGGUCGAAGGCUCCCAAUGCCUCGUCCGUGUCGACUAUUCAGCCAUCAACCUCUGUGAUUACAAUUUCUUCUACAUGGGACUCAAUUCCUUCAUCACCGGAUUCGAGAUGUCCGGUACUGUCAAGAGAACGGGCCCUGACUCACGAUUCCAAGUCGGAGAUGCCGUCUUUGGCAUCUCGCCCGUCGUCAUCCCAAUGCCAUCCUCACACGGAACCCACCAGGAGUUGGUUGUUGCGAGGUCCGAGCUACUCUAUAAGAUCCCAGCCGGUGUGUCAUCAAAGGAUGCCAGCGUAAUCUGCAUGCCCGCACACACAGCGGCAGAUGCCUUGUUCAAUGUCAUUGGCCUGGGGCUUCCAGCCGCUGAUGUAGCUGGCAUCGACCCUGUCGGCAAGGGAAUUCUUAUCUGGGGCGGCGCAAGCAGUGUUGGAAUGAUGGCCAUUCAAUUGGCCAAGGCUGCUGGGCUCCAAUACAUCUUCACAACAGCCUCAGCUAAGAACCACGAUAUCCUUCGAGAGUUGGGAGCCACCCACUGUUUCGACUACAGGAGCCGCAGCGUGGUUGAAGAUAUCCAACAGGCUCAGAAGUCGCUCGGCAUCAUUUUAAACUUGGCCUUCGAUACUGUCGGCAAAGGAGUCAUGGGUCCUGCUGAUGCUAGCAAUCUCAGCACUCCUGAGCUCACAAAGACUGCAUUGGGCGAUUCUGAGGGUCUUCGCCUGGCCUGCACGCUCCCGGUUCACCAAGACCCUGCCUUCGGGAUGUGCACGUCUUAUCGGCCAAGCGGCAAUGUAAACGCCAUGGGCGCACCUCAAGAUCCGAAUUCAGCUAUCCGUAUACGCAAUGUUAUGGAGCAUCUGUUGGCUCUAAAGGAUGGAUGCUUGAGACUGCCUGUUGUCACAGUUGUAACUGGCCCUGAGGCUGGUAUUGAGGGAAUCCAACGUGUUGCGGGAGGUGAAAUGAGCUUGGAAAAGCUUACACUAAAGCAUCCACUAGAAUAG
This is a messenger RNA of Fusarium fujikuroi IMI 58289, 1074 nucleotides long. Its product is annotated as related to toxD protein. Gene Ontology annotation, molecular function: oxidoreductase activity, acting on NAD(P)H. The record is from RefSeq and is a predicted model, not a curated record. The transcript has a single exon. Lineage: Eukaryota; Fungi; Ascomycota; Sordariomycetes; Hypocreales; Nectriaceae. The coding region runs from base 1 to 1074 and encodes 357 amino acids.